Spinacia oleracea (spinach) is the source of this 1972-nucleotide messenger RNA. Its product is annotated as serine/threonine/tyrosine-protein kinase HT1. The transcript is spliced from 3 exons. Lineage: Eukaryota; Viridiplantae; Streptophyta; Magnoliopsida; Caryophyllales; Amaranthaceae. Bases 567 to 1736 code for a protein of 389 amino acids. Gene Ontology annotation, biological process: protein phosphorylation. The record is from RefSeq and is a predicted model, not a curated record. Gene Ontology annotation, molecular function: ATP binding; protein serine/threonine kinase activity.
UGAUUUCCCCCCUUUGAAUUCAUCUUCUUCUUUUCUAGUAUUACAAAACCGUGAAUUUCUCCUACACUCCAUUUUUCCUUUCCUUUCUUCCCUUUUCGCCGAAAUUUCAUUCAAUCCAGUCCAGUACAAUUCAAUCCAAUCCAAUCCAGUACAAACUCGAUAUUCAAUUCCUCCAUUCACAACCAUGAAAUUGAAUAACACAAAACAAAAUCAAUACUUUGCUACUUUGUUCUUCCAUAAUCUAAGCAUGUUUCUAUAGUACAACUCUUUCUAAGUUUUCCCCUGUUUUUUUCCUCUCUUUUUCAUUCUUUUACCACAAUUUUUCCAUGAUUCCAUAUUAUAUUAUGGAAUUUUCCAUUGGAUUUUCCUUUCUAGGAUAAAUUAUUAACCAAUCGUGGCAUGCCACAAAUCAUACCAUUUAAAAGCCAUGCAUCUCAAUCAGUUCAUGAAGUUCUUAAAAUCAAUCCAAACUUACAGAAGAAAAAUCCCAUUAUCCUCCUCUAAUCACUAAUCACUAAUAUUUUCUUACAAAAAUAAAUUUUUUUCCUAGAAAGAAAUCUUCAAAAAUGGAAAACUCAUCAUGUUUCCCUACAUCAAUCAGCUGUUUAAACCUCUGGAGAAGAAGAAGAAAAUCACUAGCAAUUCGAUCCAUGGCGAAAGCACCAAGAAGAAACUGGGAUUUGGACACAGAAAGCACAGAAAGAAGGCGAUUCGACAGCUUGGAAUCGUGGUCAAUGAUACUGGAUUCAGAGAAUGUUGAAGCAUUAGAAACAUCAAAUCAAGGUGAUAAAGAAGAAUGGACAGCUGAUCUUUCACAACUGUUUAUAGGAAAUAAGUUUGCAUCAGGAGCUCAUAGUAGGAUUUAUAGAGGGAUUUAUAAACAAAGAGCUGUUGCUGUUAAAAUGGUUAGAAUUCCAACACAUAAAGAUGAAGCAAGAACUAAGCUUGAACAACAGUUUACUUCUGAAGUUGCCUUGCUUUCUGGCCUUUAUCACCCCAAUAUUGUCCAGUUUAUUGCAGCCUGCAAGAAACCACCAGUAUACUGCAUAAUAACAGAAUACAUGUCACAAGGAACACUGAGAAUGUACCUAAACAAAAAGGAACCUUACUCCCUCUCAACAGAAACAAUACUACGUUUAGCCCUCGACAUUUCUCGAGGAAUGGAGUACCUUCAUUCACAAGGUGUUAUCCACAGAGACUUGAAGUCUAACAACCUGUUACUCAACGACGAAAUGAGGGUGAAAGUUGCUGAUUUUGGUACGUCGUGUUUGGAAACACAAUGUCAAGAAACAAAAGGAAAUAUGGGAACUUAUCGUUGGAUGGCUCCGGAAAUGAUUAAGGAGAAACCUUAUGCAAGGAAGGUUGAUGUGUAUAGUUUUGGUAUUGUUCUUUGGGAACUUACUACUGCUUUGCUUCCCUUUCAGGGUAUGACCCCUGUUCAAGCUGCCUUUGCUGUUGCUGAGAAGAAUGCUCGGCCACCCUUACCAGCAAGUUGUCAACCAGCAUUAGCACAUCUAAUAAAGAGAUGUUGGGCAGCAAACCCAAACAAAAGGCCAGAUUUUAGUUACAUUGUUUCUGCUCUUGAAGAAUAUGAUGAAUGUGUCAAGGAAGGACUCCCACUUAUAUCGCGCCGCCGAUUGGUUAGCCGUAAUGCGGAUGCAUUAGCUCAUCGAUUAAAAGCCUGCAUUUCCUUCAAUUCUCCCUCUUCUUCUUCUAUACCUGUAAAUGCAUCAUGACCUUCAACAACACUAUCAACUUAAAGAGUAAAAAAAGGGGGGGUAAAUGUGUCAAUUCAUGUAUAUCUUGAUAAUGUUCAUUAUUUUUAAUUUGAAAUUACUUUAAUUAGUUUAUGAUCAAUUUGCCUAAUUAAUUUUAGUUGAGAUUGUUUACUCAUGCCAAUCUAUAGAAGUUGAUUAUGUGUACAUGUAUACCUAUUUGCAUCUUCAAUUUAUUGCUUAAGGGUAUUCCCUGA